This is a messenger RNA of Rasamsonia emersonii CBS 393.64, 2277 nucleotides long. RefSeq lists its product as uncharacterized. The record is from RefSeq and is a predicted model, not a curated record. NCBI's taxonomy places the organism in Eukaryota, Fungi, Ascomycota, Eurotiomycetes, Eurotiales, Trichocomaceae. Bases 1 to 2277 code for a protein of 758 amino acids. Gene Ontology annotation, molecular function: oxidoreductase activity. The transcript is spliced from 6 exons. Gene Ontology annotation, cellular component: cytosol; nucleus.
AUGGCUCCCGGCGUGGUGGACACGCUGCCUACUCCCCCGCACCAGCUCAAGGGGACGGUCGAUCUGAAUCUUUUCCCUGACGGGCUCAAGACGACCGGCCAGCACCCCCCGAUCUAUGAAGAACUCAAGCCAUUCGAGGCCUUCCCCAAAGAAAUCACCGGUCCUACCGUCUGGACGGCCGAGGAGUACAGAGAGCACCCUGAGAAAUGGACCCAUCGUUUCACAGAGGAGGAGCUCGAAGAACUCAGCACGACGGCCGACAAGUUCAUUGCCUCUGGCACCCCGUUGACUGGCAUCUCCAAGAGCAACUUCCCCCUGCCGAAGCUGGGCCCGUUCCUGCUGGAGUUGCGGGACGACCUGCUCAAUGGCAAAGGCUUCAUCCUCUUCAAGGGCCUGCCGGUUCAGGAAUGGGGCAACCACAAGUCCGCCGUCGCCUACAUGGGCCUGGGCACGUACCUGGGCUACUUUGUCAGCCAGAACAGCCGUGGUCAUGUCCUAGGACACGUGAAGGACCUGGGCGAGGACCCGACCCAGAUUGACAAGGUCCGCAUCUACCGGACCAACGCUCGUCAAUACUUCCACGCAGAUGACUCCGACAUUGUUGGAUUGCUGUGCAUUGCUCGUGCCCUGGAGGGUGGCGAGUCGGACGUGGUCUCUUCGCACCACGUCUACAACGUCCUGUACAAGGAGCGGCCUGACGUGCUCAAGACCCUGUCGGAGCCGAUCUGGUACUUUGACCGCAAGGGUGAGACGAGCAAGGGACAGGAGGAGUGGAUCCGCACCAGCGUCAUCUACCUGGAGCGGGGCGAGAACCCGCGUGUCUACACCAAAUGGGACCCCUACUACGUCCGCUCCCUGACCCGCUUCUCCGACAAGGGCCUCAUCCCGCCCCUGUCUGACGCCCAGCAGGAAGCCCUCCGCGUGCUCGAGGAGACGUGCCAGCGGCUCUCGCUGCACAUGAUCCUUGAGGUCGGUGACAUCCAGUUCCUGGCCAACUCACACGUCCUGCACGCCCGGACAGCCUACAAAGACCACCUGCCGCCGGCGCCUCGGAGACACCUGAUGCGGCUCUGGCUGGCGACGCCGGAGAGCGAGGGCGGAUGGCGACUGCCCUUCUGGGACAGCAACGAGAAGAAGCGCGGCGGCAUUCAGGUGGAUGACACGCCGCCGGUGGCGCCGCUGGAUGCGGAACCUCCUUACAUCGUUCUAUUAUCAAAAGAGUCAAUCUGUUCGAAGGGGCUGCUUUCUUUGGUUCUUUACGCUCUGAUGCCCCCCCGCCGCAUCCACAUCGCCGUCCUGGACACGGACGUCCCCGUGCCCACCGUCUACGCUGCUCGAGGGCUGUACAGUUCGCAAUUCAGAGUCCUACUCCAGGCUGCUGCCGCAAGACUGAACGCAUCGGGGUUGUUUGCUGACGGGCCAGUCGAAGUCCAUACGACGGCCUACGACGUCGUAGGCGGCGCACUCCCGCCUCUCUCUCUGCUGCGGACGCAGCCUCGACAGCACACGAAGGACGACGAGGUUCAAAGAAAAUUCGGCCCAUUAGGCCCUGUCGACGCUCUCCUCAUUACUGGCUCCUCUGCCUCUGCCUAUCGACUGGACCUAUACCCCUGGAUUGCCCCCUUGCAAUCGUUCAUUCAGACGGUCAGCAGCAGCAGCAACAAAGCUGAGUGUCAUGACAACGGCUAUGUAUCAGUCGCCGCCUGCCCAGACGGCUACGAAGUGGGCAUCCACCCCAUCGCACUGAAUCCGGCAUUCGUGCGCGCUUUUCCGGGGAUCGAAGCCCGUCUUCCGGGACAACAGGGUCAGCAGAUGAUGAGGAUCCAGCUCAUCCACGGUGAUCGCGUGACUGCGUCUGAGUCUGAGUCCGGGUCCGGGUCCGCCCUUCUUCCCUCGCCAUGGCUCAACAUCGGCAGCACCAACAAAUCCCCGAUUCAGGGCCUGUACCAUCCCUCCCGCGUGCUGACCUACCAGGGCCACUUUGAGUUCGAUACCUCGGUCAACCGCGAGACGUGUCUUGAGUUUGCGCGACGACAGGGCUGGUCAGAUGCCGAUCGCGAGUCGUAUCUCGCCCAGAUUGGGCGUGCGUCGGCGGCAGCAGCAGCCAUACCUGGAGAUGGAGACGACGAUGACGCCAAGAUCGCGGCUGAAAUCGUGCUUAUGUUUCUGGCUGGUGUGGAGGAAAGUCUCUGCGGUGGAGGGCAGACUGCAACUGCAGUGUCGCGGAAUGGAUUGGUUACGCCGCCGUUGGCUGAGCCUGAGCAGGAGAAGAUAUGA